CCCAGAGCAAAGUGCCAAAAAGUGAAGCCACGUAACUGCAGAGAACAAUCGAAACCCAUCCGUUCAUGUCGAGAGAUCUCGUACAAAUCGCUGGUAAUUAGUAUCAACGCAGGGAAAAAGAGAGUGAACAGGGAAGGGGUCCAUUUUGGGGCCCCUCUUAUGAGUGAAGGGGGCUUGGUACAAGCCGAGGCCAACGCUACUCGCCAAUGAGUGGGAUUCUAAGUUCAGUAGUCAGUCCGUACCGAGACCAGACAUGAGCUACGGUAUGAGCGCGAGUCUAUUGGGCCUGUUGGGCCUCAUAUCUACAGUCCUUGGCGCUGCCCUUCUCAAUGCACCUGCGUGUCCUGAACAGCAUGGCGUCCAAGCUUACGCUCAUCCCGAAGAUUGCGCUGCAUUCUUCCUCUGCACCAACGGAACGCUUACUCUGGAACACUGCGAAAACGGUCUUCUUUUCGAUGGACAUGGUGCCAUACAUAAUCAUUGCAACUACCACUGGGCAGUACAUUGCGGAGAACGCAAGGCUGACUUGACGCCCAUAAGCAGUCCAGGAUGCGAGCAUCAAUUUGGACUUUAUCCAGACAGUGAUUCAUGCAGCACCACCUACAUUAAAUGCACCUACGGAACUCCUCUUCAGGAACAUUGCACCCCUGGUCUUGCGUAUGAUCCUAAGAGUCAUACCUGCGUCUGGCCUGAUCAAUUACUUCCGUACUGUAAUCCUGAGGCUAUUGUUGGCUUCAAAUGUCCUCAGAAGAUUCCUGCUCGUACAGCUGCUGCUAAGUUCUGGCCAUUCCCCAGAUUCCCUGUACCUGGUGAUUGCGGCAGACUCAUCACCUGUGUAGAUGGUCAUCCGCGUCUUAUCACCUGCGGUGAGGGUAAACUUUUCGAUGCUGUUUCCCUAACCUGUUUGGAUCCCGAGGAAAUUCCUCACUGCGCCAAUCAUCUGUAAUAAAUAUUGGUCAGAAUGGAGGAUCUAGCAGUCUUAUCGAUGUCUUUAUCAAUCAGGAUUCUGUCCUCCUUUAUCGUAAAGACGUCUGUAAGAAUUUAAAAAAAAAAAAGAAAAACAUUUUCUAAUAGAUGAAAGCUGAGGGGUCUUUAGAGAGAU
This is a messenger RNA of Cephus cinctus (wheat stem sawfly), 1102 nucleotides long. It is a transcript of the gene Cpap3-d, whose product is annotated as protein obstructor-E. Bases 254 to 946 code for a protein of 230 amino acids. Gene Ontology annotation, cellular component: extracellular region. Gene Ontology annotation, molecular function: chitin binding. NCBI's taxonomy places the organism in Eukaryota, Metazoa, Arthropoda, Insecta, Hymenoptera, Cephidae. The transcript is spliced from 5 exons. The record is from RefSeq and is a predicted model, not a curated record.